This is a messenger RNA of Sinocyclocheilus grahami, 1629 nucleotides long. Its product is annotated as solute carrier family 35 member F6-like. Gene Ontology annotation, cellular component: membrane; intracellular membrane-bounded organelle. The record is from RefSeq and is a predicted model, not a curated record. The coding region runs from base 120 to 1136 and encodes 338 amino acids. Lineage: Eukaryota; Metazoa; Chordata; Actinopteri; Cypriniformes; Cyprinidae. The transcript is spliced from 5 exons.
UGCAUACAGGGAAACGACCUGUCAGUGUUUAGACGGUUGUACUCAUCAUCAGCAAGAAAGACAAAUCUCAAGAGAGCCUGAGUGUCUGAUGUUCAUGGUCACUCAGUCCCACACUCACCAUGGCUUGGACAAAAUACCAGCUCUUUCUCGCCGGUCUGAUGCUCACCACAGGCUCUAUUAACACACUCUCCGCAAAAUGGGCUGAUAUGUUCUCUGCACCUGGAUGUAAUGGUACCCCAGAUCAUGCCUUCUCCCACCCUUUUGUACAGGCUGUAGGAAUGUUUUUGGGAGAGCUGUCCUGUCUGGUGGUGUUCCACAUUCUCCUUUGUCAUGAUCGGUGCAAACCUGAGCCCACGAUGGAUCCGGGCCAAAGUUUCAACCCCCUACUUUUCCUCCCCCCUGCCCUUUGUGACAUGUUGGGAACAUCCAUCAUGUAUAUUGCACUGAACAUGACCAGCGCCUCUAGUUUCCAGAUGCUGCGAGGAGCUGUGAUCAUCUUUACUGGACUGUUGUCUGUAGCGUUCUUAGGACGGCGACUGCAGCCCAGCCAGUGGAUUGGGAUCCUAGUCACCAUCCUUGGUCUGGUGGUGGUUGGCCUGGCUGACUUUCUGAGUGGCCAUGGGAAUGACUCCCAUAAGCUCAGUGAGGUUAUCACAGGUUUUUUCGGAUUUGUCAUCCUCUCUUUGCUCCUCAUCCCAAUGUUCUACAUCCAUGUGGGAAGUUUUGCAGACAACCCACGGCAGGUCCUUGAAGACGCGUUGGAUGCCUUCUGUCAGAUUGGUCAUAAGCCUCUCAUUUUACUGGCACUUCUGGGCAACACUGUGAGCAUUGCCUUCUUUAACUUCGCUGGCAUCAGCGUCACCAAGGAAAUAAGUGCCACCACUCGCAUGGUGCUGGACAGUCUGCGUACUGUGGUCAUCUGGGUCAUGAGUUUGGCGCUGGGUUGGGAGGUAUUCCACGGCCUACAGAUUUUAGGCUUCAUCAUCCUACUCCUUGGUACAGCGCUGUACAAUGGACUGCACAAGCCCUUGAUGGCCAAACUGCCCUGCUGCCCUGGAGAGCAGAGAGCAGAGGAGGAAGAAGCCCCAGAGAGAGAGAGGCUGCUUGGUGAAGGAAAAGCUGCAAAUGAGAGCUAAUAUUGGACUUUGAACAAAAUGCUGUCCACAAAGCAUUUUUGUUUUUAGUUUUAACUGUUAUUUCCAUUUUAAGAAAGAAUAACGUUUUAGUAUUGUUUUAGAGUUUGAUUGGGAUGCACGAUAUUAUCGGACCGAUACUGAAACGGAUAUGAAAAAUUCUGCCGAUAUGUCUUGCCGAUAAGAGGAAUGAAUACCUUAACUCACAUGUGCUCAGGGUGUGCUAGUGAUUAGAUCAAGUCAGCAGUGUGGCUCAUUCUUGAAGGAAUUUUUUUAUCUGAAUGAUGAUUUGACUGACUGUUUUGGAUCGCUGCAUUUAAUCUGUGAAAGCACAUACAGAAAAGCCUUUGGUGUGUGAUAGAGUAAACAGUAAUAGCAGGUGCAGUGGUGGCAGCAGCGGCAGCCUCCCCCAGGUCCUAAAGCCCGUUCGGUAAGGUGUUUUAAUCUGUAGGGAGCGCUGUUGGCCUACUUCUAAUUAAAUUAAAAGUAAAAUAGC